Messenger RNA from Erpetoichthys calabaricus (reedfish), 3151 nucleotides. RefSeq names its product oocyte zinc finger protein XlCOF6.1-like. Gene Ontology annotation, molecular function: DNA-binding transcription factor activity; RNA polymerase II cis-regulatory region sequence-specific DNA binding. The record is from RefSeq and is a predicted model, not a curated record. NCBI's taxonomy places the organism in Eukaryota, Metazoa, Chordata, Cladistia, Polypteriformes, Polypteridae. The transcript is spliced from 3 exons. Bases 276 to 1568 code for a protein of 430 amino acids. Gene Ontology annotation, biological process: regulation of transcription by RNA polymerase II.
UUUGUUUCCUGUUCUUUGCUACUAAAUUCCGAUGGCGCGUGCGUGUUUGAACUUUCAAAAACCACUGCAGACAUGAAAAAGACAGUGAUAGACGGAGACAGAAAGAGAUCCCGUGAGGGGGAGAGUAUUGAUUUAAAGGCACCUCCUUCCCAGUUCCCAUGGUCGUGCAGUGAGUUGUCUAAUGUCCUCCAGGUCUGGGCCGUCCAGAGAAGGGAAUCUUAGAAGAGAAAAGCAGACAGUUUGAGUGAAGAGAGAGAAGAGUUUUCCACAGGGCUAUGGCCUCGGCCAAAAAGGAUGAUGAAGUGGAGGAAAGACUGGCGCACGUUAAAGAAGAGGACUGCAAAUGGGGUAUUCCGGCGGGUCUGUGUGUGAAGGAGGAAGACAGCGAGGAACAGAUUUCAGGUUUUAAAGAGGAAGAGUUCAAGGAGGAGUUUAAUGGUAUUAAAGUGGAGGAUUCUAAAGGGUUCUUGGCCAGUGUUGAACAGCAAAAGCAUGAAACUGGGGAUUCAUUCAAGCAAGAGAUUACAGAAGAAUAUUUUUCCAGUAUCCAGCCCCAAUUCCCCAGUACGGGACAGCUGGUUACCCAGCAGAAUUCUAUGGAGCUGAAAUGUGAGUUAUCUAAAUUUGAAGAGAACAUCGAUGAAGGAAAAGGUCAGAAAAAGGAAGAGCAGCUGCCCUCUGGGAGUGUUGGAAUACAUUUUCAGAAAAGUGGUGGCUUCUCUUCAUCUUCUUUUGCACAGCCCUCUCCUCAGUGCAGACUGCAGCAGACCCCUGACAAUGAGGAUAGGAAGAAAUCAACAAGUGGGUCAGAGAAUGUGACAGCAGCCCCUCUUACCGCUGACAAUGAAACACUGAGAGAAGCCAUCAAAAGUGAUCAAGAGCAUAAUACAUAUCAAGAGAUGUUGUAUGCCUGUCAAGGAUGCAAAAGAACUUUCAAAAACAUGCUGGAUUAUAAAUACCAUAAAUGGCUUCAUACAAAACCAAAUCCGUAUGUCUGUACUGAGUGUGGCAAAUUCUUUUCCUGCAGCAGCAAUCUUCAUAAACACAAACAAAUUCACACUGGAGAAAAACCUCAUUGCUGUGCCGAAUGUGGCAAGCGAUUCCUACAGUUAGGCCAUCUUCAGAGCCACAAAACAAUCCACACUGGAGAAAAACCUUAUUGCUGCUCUGAGUGUGGCAAGCGAUUCUCUAAUAAAAGCAGUCUUCGGACACAUGCGAAAAUUCAUAGUGGAGAAACACCUUAUCGUUGCUCUGAAUGUGGUAAAGAGUUCUUACAAGUCAGCCUCCUUCGAAGGCACAUCAAAGUUCACACUGGAGAGAAACCUUACUGUUGUCCUGACUGUGGGAAACGAUUUUCAAACAGCAGUUGCCUUCAUAAACACAGAAGAAUUCACACUGGAGAGAAACCUUAUUGUUGUACUGAAUGUGGCAAACGAUUCUCCCGUAACAGCACACUUCAGCAGCACACAAGAAUUCAUACUGGAGAGAAGCCAUAUUGCUGUUCUGAAUGUGGGAAACGAUUCUCUCAAAACAGCAAUCUUCAGAAACACUUAAGAAUUCACACUUGAAUUUAAAAACAGUAAUUUUGCAAGUUGUGCUGGGAAGAACAGGACUAAUGAAGAACUUUCAGACCCAUCUUGAUAUACUACUGAUUAGCAUAACUCCUUAUCUUUAUCAGUAGCUGCUGCUGGAGUAUGUGAAUUUCCCCUUGGGAUUAAUAAAGUAUCUAUCUAUCUAAAGGAGGCAUAUUGGUGCCAGUGUUACCCUGAACCCUCGCUGAAAACCUAAUGAAGUAAGAAAUACAGCCGUACAACAGAACUGCCAUGACUGAAGAGUGAGCAUCACUCCUGUCAGUAAGCACACCAGGAAAAUGUGAAUAAUUUAACCCAGAGAGAAAUUCCUGAAGGUGGGAGGUAAAGAAUGUAAAAAGAAGUCAAAACGUAUGUACCAUGUAAGCCCACCUAGCUACUCAAAUCUUGAUGGAUAUCUUCACAGGGUUUCAUUACAAAACCUUAUCAAAGCCAAACUAUUUGUAUAUCCUGAUCCAGAAGCAGUAAUUCAUACCUGCUGCAUGUCUCUCAGGAUAGAAAUGUCCCUACUCCUGCCUAAGCACUGGGGGCGAUGGUGGCAGUGAUAUCACACUAUCUUCAGAUGAAGACAAGAGGACCUUCAGUGUGGAUGACAUUCAAGAUGGUGGGUGGAACAGAUGAGACCACCAAAGUGUAAGGUGAGCAGAAAAUCGAAAAGACUCGACACGGUGGUCAGUGAUAGAUGAAGAGGAGAUCACGGCCUGCUACUUCCAUGUAAUAAAUUGUCAAUUUCCAACAAAGUGUUGUUAUACUGGGAGGAUUCGCUCAUAAUUGGAAUCCAGGCAAAUGAUCCAAGAUAAGUGAUGCAAACUUAAAAUUGCUAAGUAGUAUAAAGAAAGCAGUUAAGUGAAGAGAAAUUAGAAGAACAGCAAAAGAUGAAAUAAUAGAAGAGACAAAUUCAAGUCAUGAGAACAGAACUGGUGAAGACGUGGCAUGAAGAGACAAGGAGGACCUCAUCUGGUGCCCAGUGGUAUGUGUGCCCGUCUGAAGGUCUCGGCAGCCAAACUAAGUCCCGUUCCCAUAAAGCCCAUCAUCUCCAGGAGCUCAGCUUGCCUGCUGUCUGCUUUUCAACUCCCCAUCUAUGAAUGCGACUCUCAGCCUCCGACCCUCUCACUCCUCCUUGUGUGUCUCACACUCGCAGUUCCUCUUUAGUUCAAGUCACCAAAGCCAAACUGGCUGCUCUGAUUGCUCUGAAGGACUGGACACACUCAGACACACACACACACACACACAGACCUUAGCAUUUUGUUUUAUAGUUGACUUGUGUUUGUUUUAUUUCUCUGUUAUAACAGCAAUGGUUUGUACGUGUAGCGUGGCAAUCGACUGCUGUGAUAGGCCAGUCUGUCUGUCUGUCUGCAUGAAACAACUUGGCUCCCAGGACAUUCUAUUAACGCUGUUGUUUUUAAUUAUAACACAACUUGUUAAUAAAAUAUGCAGCAGACACUUUGAUGAGGUGACCAGAAGUGUGCCAACUUUCAAAGCAGCUUAGCCGGUCUCUGGACGCACCUCAAUGUUACGCCACACCAACCUGUCUGUCUUUGCCAUUUCUUUGAGGUGGUUUG